Molecule: messenger RNA, 834 nt
Organism: Aspergillus luchuensis
Lineage: Eukaryota; Fungi; Ascomycota; Eurotiomycetes; Eurotiales; Aspergillaceae
Product: aminoglycoside phosphotransferase family protein
Exons: 2
Coding region: 1-834 (277 amino acids)
Biological process (GO): protein phosphorylation
Molecular function (GO): protein kinase activity
Source: RefSeq, a predicted model, not a curated record
AUGGAUUCAGAGGAGAUCAAGGCACGACUGGCUAAGGAGCUAAAGGAAUAUCGGAGCCUCAUACAGGGCAGAGACCUGUACGAUUAUAUGGGACAUCGCGUGGUGGAGUCCCGAACAACGAGCGGUAACUUAGUCGCUGUGAAGAAGGGUGAGAAGGGGUCAUUCAGGCAAUCGGAAGCUGAAAUGAUGCAGUAUGCCCAUGAAAAAGGCAUUCUCACGCCUCGUGUGCUCGGUGUCUACUAUGUGAAGAGGGGUGUCAUAGCCAUGGUCACUGACCGGGUGCCUGGCGAUUCGCUUGAUAAAGUCUGGCAUACCUUGACCGAGGCAGAAAAGAAGAAUGUUGAACUUCAGCUUAAGCAGCAGGUACAAGAGAUGCGGAAACACACCCAGCCAUAUAUUGGUCGUAUUGGCAAUAUCAAGACGUACAAUUUUUUCGACCGCCUGCAUGAUAAUGACAUGGGUCCCUUCUCCUCGGAGGAGGAGUUUGAUGAUUGGUGUUUAACCAGAGUGAAAUUUGCCAGAGUGAAGUUCCCUUACUACCAAAAGUUCUGGAAGCACUACGUGCCUAAAAUGAGGAAUGAGAAGUCGUCGAAGUUCGUUUUGACGCAUGGCGAUCUGGCUGCACGAAAUAUUAUGGUCAAAGAUGGCCAGCUCACUGGCAUUGUCGAUUGGGAAUACAGUGGAUUCUUUCCCGAAUACAUGGAGUAUGCCUUGGCAACGGUCAUUCAUGAAUCUGUAGAGGAUUGGUGGCUUCCCGUGCUGAAAAGGGUGCUGGAGCCAUCUGGGUUCCUGCGAUCCAGAUUCAUCGCUACAAUUAAGAAGCGAGGAUUGUAA